UGGGGGAUUUGAGUUCCAGGGAAGCUCAGCCCCUUAAAGCAGAGCCCGGGCCAGAAGCCGGCGCUCCUCUCGGCCGUGUCCCGGACUUUCCUCGCACGGGUGGAGCGGUAGGAGGAGCUUGAGCCCCAGAAGUUGGCAGUGGAGGCUGGUGGGUCAGAGAAGACCUCAAGUGGCAAGCUGCUUGGACCAUGGCCUCUGACCUUGACUUCUCACCUCCUGAAGUGCCUGAGCCCACUUUCCUGGAGAACCUGCUGCGCUACGGACUCUUCCUGGGGGCCAUCUUCCAGCUCAUCUGUGUGCUGGCCAUCAUUGUACCCAUUCCCAAGUCCUCAGAGGCGGAGGAGGAGCCCGCGGAACCCAGGAACGUGGAGGUGUCGAGGAGGCCCAAGACCGUGGUGCCUUCUGCAAGCAAGAGGCCCAAGAAGGAGACCAAGAAGAAGCGCUAGAGCAGGAGGCUAGGACCAGGCCGGCUGCUCUCCCGGGAAGCCACAUCCUGUUCCCCGUCUCCGUCCCGGGCUCAGGGGCUGAGGUGGCCGCGACGCGCUCUAAGCACAGAGGUCUAGACAGUCCGCUGGUCCCCGGGGCCCCUGGCAGACACCACUUCUGGUCCCUGUGCUCUGGGACCACGUCGAGUCAAGAGGCCUGCAAGACCCUUGAGCAGACUGUCCUAGGAGGUUGUUAGAGGUGCCGUCGACUCCCAUGGUUAUGUUUUCUUACUUGCCCGUCCCGGCUGCCUGUGGUCACCGCUUGUGGUUUGGGGUCAUUAUCUCAUGCUGACGACAGUCCUCUCCCAGUGUCUGUGCCACAGACCUCCUGCUGAUCAGUCACUUUGCCUGUCUGUGUGGACAGAGCCGGCCACGCUUGCGUGUUUACAUCGAGGCGCCAAGGCCUGGCACCAUUCGUGAUCUCACCAGCUGCGGCAGCCCGGGCCGAGAGAUGCCUGGUAUGGGAGCCAGCAGCCGCCUGGACCAGGGCAGUGCCUGGUUCUGCUCCAGCAGGUGGAAGGGAUUUGGCUGAACGAGUGCUUCUGUCUUGGGCACACGCUUCCUGAGGCUCUGAAACAGGCCUGUCAGUUCAGACCAGCCUGGCGUGUCAGCCCGUCGUAACACAUCGGGUGUGCCUUUACCUUUGACCCCAUCUGUCAUUCCCUGGCCAGCGAGGAAAGGCCAAUAAACUGUGCAUGUUGACCCUGCCUGUGUGCCAUCUGCUGUGGAGGGAAAGGGGUGGCUCGGGGGAGGGCGAGGCUGGCCCCCCGGAGAAGGGGACUGUGGGAGCUGGAACAGGUGUCAGGAGGGGUCCAGCCCACGGCUGGUCACUGGAGACACUCGGGACGUCCGUGGGUGUGUUAGGGUUCCCACUGGGUCCAGCCGCAGUCACUCUGCAGGUUCCUGUGGCCUGGGCAGACACUGCUGGUCCUCAGAGUGGCUUGUGAAAAACCCAGUGCAAAUCAGUGGAAAGCCUCGCGUGGUCCUGGGUGGGGCUGGCCGCGGGCCCUGAGUCGGCGUCCAGGAAAAGCCCCAGCCUCUGGUGCCAGAGCAGCCUGCAGGUUGUUUGCCACACACUCCCCCAGACAGGAGUUUCGAGGCCUGGCACGGAGCUCGAGGGCUGAGCGACCGUCAUCUCCGCGUGGGAGACAGGACACUGGCACUCAGACUACUUGAUGCCAGAGCUGGUGCUUGUGCCCAAGUCCAAGGCCGUUUCCUUGGGAUCUAACAGAUGCUCAGUGACGGCAAGCCCAGUGCUGGGCUGCAGAGGGGCGUGGCAGGAUCCUCCAAGGGCUCAGGAGACGAUACCCAGGGACUGCAGCUUCUGGCCACGCAACGGCCCGUUCCCGGGCACGUGGGCACGGGAGGGACCUCUGUGGAGUGGCUCUUCACAACCCUGCCCUGAGUCUCGGGUGCCAGGCUCCGUGCUGGGCAGUGAGGAUGUCGGCAUGACGAACCUUCCUGCAAGCCCGGGGUGCCCCGGCCUGGUGUGGGGCCCGACGUGAGUGGGUUUGUGGUGGGGAGUGCCACCCUGGCGCAGGGACACAGCUCUGUCUCGGGUGGGUCCUGGCAGAGCAGAGGUGACCGAGCCGAGUCCUGAUGGGCCAGCGGCAGUUGUGCUGGGAGAGUCUGGGGGCCAGCUGCUGGGGAGAAACAGCUCCUGUCCCAGGCGCAGAGCUAGCCCGCGAUGCCCACCUCCCCUGAGUUGUCCCCUGAAAGGUUGUGCCGGGCGACAGCCCUCAGAAGGCAGGGCAGACGCUGCGCCCCUCCCCCCACCUUCGUUUUACAGUGCCCCGGGUAGGUUGUGGCGGCAGCACUGUGGGCUCCCAGGACGUCCCGGUGUCUGGAGAGCCCGGGGGCAGCAGAGGAGGGCGCCCUGGCAGAUGCGACCUUCCUCCUCCUCCUCUUCCUCUUCCUCUUCCUGCUGUCUUCGGCCCUCAGUGGGUGUGCUGAAGCGCGUGCACACUGGGGAAGGCCCACCAGUUCUAACACUGUCUGUGCUGCGGACGUUCUAACGACACACAGGAGUGACGUGGCACCAGGUAGGGGGGCGGCCCUGUGCUGGCGCCUCCCAGCGACCCUGGGCCCCUCUGCUCAGCUGCAGACAGCGUCCGCCUUGCCCCUCAUGCACACCCAACGCGCGUCUCAUCUCGGAGCAAAGUCCUGAUCCCACCAGCAGCCCAAGCCUGCCCUGUUUGUGACCCUUUCCUAAAAAAUGUGUAUGUAUCUGAGGGAUGCAGCUUGGGGAUGCGAUACAUGUCUGCAUUGUGGAAUAACCGCCAGCAUCAAGCUGAUUAAAAUGCCCCUC
Lepus europaeus (European hare) is the source of this 2793-nucleotide messenger RNA. It is a transcript of the gene MANBAL, whose product is annotated as mannosidase beta like. The record is from RefSeq and is a predicted model, not a curated record. The coding region runs from base 189 to 446 and encodes 85 amino acids. Gene Ontology annotation, cellular component: membrane. Lineage: Eukaryota; Metazoa; Chordata; Mammalia; Lagomorpha; Leporidae. The transcript has 3 exons.